Aptenodytes forsteri (emperor penguin) is the source of this 504-nucleotide messenger RNA. RefSeq names its product mitochondrial ribosomal protein L12 (gene MRPL12). The record is from RefSeq and is a predicted model, not a curated record. The transcript is spliced from 3 exons. Gene Ontology annotation, biological process: translation; mitochondrial transcription. Lineage: Eukaryota; Metazoa; Chordata; Aves; Sphenisciformes; Spheniscidae. Gene Ontology annotation, molecular function: structural constituent of ribosome. Gene Ontology annotation, cellular component: mitochondrial large ribosomal subunit; ribosome. The annotation marks the transcript as partial.
CCGCUCAAGAAAGAGAAAACGCAUUUCACUGUCCGGCUGACGGAGCUGAAGCCUGCUGACAAGGUGAAGCUGAUCAAGGAGGUGAAGAACUUCGUGCCAGGAGUGAACCUCGUGCAGGCGAAGAAGCUAGUGGAGUCCCUUCCACAGGAGAUCAAGGCUAACGCCUCCAAGGAGGAAGCAGAGAAGAUCAAAGCGGCGCUGGAGGCAGCAGGAGGGACUGUGGUUCUGGAGUAGGCGGCCCCGUCUCACCACGGAGGGACUGGCGCAACGGCAGCCUUCCCUGCUGCCACCUGACCGGGCGCUGGCCGCUGCCCGAGCCGGGGUCUGAACGUUUCCGAGUGCAGGACGUCCCCUAGUUGUGCGGCGGGAAUGCUCUCUCGAAGCGAUCCGGCGUGAGAACGCUGUACGGUUUGGCGGGGCUGCUGUCUAGUUCCGGCAUCGCAGUGAACUCUACCUUCAUAAAUGUCCCAAAAAACCUGUAAAACGGUUAAUCUCUCAAAAACC